AUGCCGUCUGGGGCGGCUCCUCAGGCCCGGUCUGAGCCGGGCAGGAGCAGACAGGUCGGACUCCUUUGUCGAUACCCCUCUGACCUUGUACUUGCCCUCGAGGCCCACCAAUUGUCGUCCCCCUCUGGAGUUGCAACAAAGACGGCCGGUGGACACACCCCAACAUGA
Protopolystoma xenopodis is the source of this 168-nucleotide messenger RNA. NCBI's taxonomy places the organism in Eukaryota, Metazoa, Platyhelminthes, Monogenea, Polystomatidea, Polystomatidae. The record is from the annotation of a GenBank genome assembly.